Messenger RNA from Penicillium paradoxum, 2832 nucleotides. Its product is annotated as mismatch repair ATPase MSH2. Gene Ontology annotation, cellular component: MutSalpha complex; nucleus. The transcript is spliced from 2 exons. Gene Ontology annotation, molecular function: ATP binding; ATP-dependent DNA damage sensor activity; mismatched DNA binding. The record is from RefSeq and is a predicted model, not a curated record. Gene Ontology annotation, biological process: mitotic recombination; mismatch repair. NCBI's taxonomy places the organism in Eukaryota, Fungi, Ascomycota, Eurotiomycetes, Eurotiales, Aspergillaceae. The coding region runs from base 1 to 2832 and encodes 943 amino acids.
AUGUCUUCCCGACCUGACCUGAAGGUCGACGACGAAGUCGGCUUUAUUGGCUUUUACCGCGGCCUCCCAAAACCCGACAACGAUGAAACCAUCCGCGUAUUCGACCGGGGAGACUGGUACUCCUCGCACGGCGCCGAUGCCGAGUUUAUCGCACGCACCGUCUACAAAACAACCUCCGUGCUGCGCAAUCUGGGCCGCAGCGAGACGGGGGGCCUCGCCUCCGUUACUAUGAGCGUCACAGUAUUCCGAAAUUUCCUCCGCGAAGCCCUGUUCCGACUCAACAAGCGCAUCGAGAUUUUCGCAUCGGCAGGCUCGGGCAAGAGUAACUGGAAACUGGCGAAGCAGGCCAGUCCCGGUAACCUCCAAGACGUGGAAGAGGAGCUUGGCAGCGUGGGCGCGUUGUCUAUGGACUCAUCGCCCAUCAUUCUUGCUGUGAAGAUCUCUGCUCGCGCAGCGGAGGCACGCAACGUCGGCGUUUGUUUUGCCGAUGCGAGUGUGCGUGAACUGGGCGUUAGUGAAUUCCUUGAUAAUGAUAUUUACUCCAAUUUCGAGUCGUUGGUUAUCCAGCUCGGCGUGAAGGAGUGUCUUGUGACUAUGGAUGUGGCUCGGAAGGAUGUUGAACUGGCUAAGAUUCGGGCUAUUGCUGAUAGCUGUGGGAUUGCGAUUUCUGAGCGGCCGGUUGCUGAUUUCGGCGUUAAAGAUAUCGAGCAGGAUCUUACGAGAUUGCUUAGGGAUGAGCGUUCUGCUGGGACGUUGCCUCAGACCGAGCUUAAACUGGCUAUGGGCUCGGCGUCGGCGUUGAUCAAGUAUCUUAAUGUCUUGACUGAUCCUACGAACUUUGGUCAGUAUCAGCUCUACCAGCAUGAUCUGUCACAAUAUAUGAAGCUCGAUGCCUCGGCGCUUCGGGCGCUGAACCUUAUGCCUGGUCCACGGGAUGGAGCUAAGAGUAUGAGCUUGUUCGGUUUGUUGAAUCACUGCAAGACGCCUGUGGGUAGUCGUUUGUUGGCCCAGUGGUUGAAGCAGCCUUUGAUGGAUCUGGCUGCGAUUGAGCAACGACAGCAACUGGUGGAGGCGUUUGUUGUUAACACUGAGCUUCGUCAGACUAUGCAGGAGGAGCACUUGCGUUCCAUUCCUGAUCUCUACCGAUUGGCUAAACGUUUCCAGCGAAAGCAGGCCAACUUGGAGGAUGUUGUUCGAGCAUACCAGGUUGCCAUUCGUCUGCCUGGGUUUGUCAGCGCGCUGGGCGAUGUGAUGGAUGAGCAGUAUCAGACACCUCUAGAGACGGAAUACACAUCUAAGCUCCGUGGAUUCUCAGACAGCUUGGCCAUGCUCGAGGAGAUGGUAGAGACAACGGUCGAUCUUGCUGCUCUGGAGAAUCACGAGUUCAUCAUCAAGCCCGAGUUCGAUGAUGGCCUGCGUGUCAUCAGAAAGAAGCUGGAUAAGCUCCGAUAUGAUAUGGACAUGGAACACCGCCGAGUUUCACAAGAUCUAAAUCAAGAUAUGGAAAAGAAACUCUUCAUGGAAAAUCACCGUGUGCACGGAUGGUGCUUCCGUCUCACCCGAAACGAGGCAGGCUGCAUCCGAAACAAGAGAGAGUACCAGGAGUGCUCGACACAGAAGAACGGUGUAUACUUCACCACAUCCAACAUGCAGUCACUUCGCCGGGAGCAUGACCAGCUGUCCUCAAACUAUAACAGAACCCAGACUGGUCUCGUUAACGAAGUCGUUAAUGUGGCCGCUUCAUAUUGCCCGGUGUUGGAGCAACUCGCCGGUGUCCUCGCCCACCUAGAUGUCAUUGUAAGCUUUGCCCAUGCUUCGAUGCAUGCUCCUUCAGGAUACGUUCGUCCGAAGAUGCACCCCCGAGGAACCGGAAACACCGUUUUGAAGGAAGCCCGACAUCCCUGCAUGGAGAUGCAGGACGAUAUCUCCUUCAUUACAAAUGAUGUCUCCUUGAUCCGCGAUGAAUCCUCCUUCCUCAUCAUCACCGGUCCCAACAUGGGCGGCAAAUCUACAUACAUCCGACAAAUCGGUGUGAUUGCACUGAUGGCCCAGACUGGCUGCUUUGUUCCUUGCACUGAGGCAGAGCUGACCAUUUUCGAUUGUAUCCUCGCUCGAGUCGGUGCCAGCGACUCACAGCUCAAGGGCGUUUCAACAUUCAUGGCAGAAAUGCUUGAAACCUCAAAUAUUCUCAAGUCCGCCACCUCAGAGUCCCUGAUUAUCAUCGACGAACUCGGCCGUGGAACCAGCACAUACGACGGCUUCGGCCUGGCGUGGGCUAUUUCAGAACACAUUGUCACUGAGAUCCGCUGUUUCGGUCUGUUCGCAACCCACUUCCACGAGCUUACUGCCUUGGCAGACCGGUAUCAAAAAGCCGUCAAGAACCUGCACGUCGUGGCGUUCAUCGGAGAUGGAAAUGACAGCGAAGCUAACGCUGAAGCCGAGGAAAAGAAGAAGCGCCAGGUCACUCUUCUUUACCGCGUGGAACCAGGAAUCUGUGAUCAGUCUUUCGGUAUUCAUGUCGCCGAGCUGGUGCGCUUCCCGGAUAAGGUCGUCAACAUGGCCCGUCAAAAGGCUGAGGAGCUUGAGGAUUUCACUUCAGCAACAGCCGAAGAGGGGCAAACCCAGGCCCCUGCGCCCUCGCUUGACAAGUACUCCCAAGAGGAGGUGGAGGAGGGCAGUGCACUCCUUAAGGGAAUGCUGCUGAAAUGGAAAGCGGCAACCGAGGGCAAGGAGAUGACUGCCGAGCAGAAGCGACAGGUCAUGCGUGAUCUUGCGCAGGCCGAUGAAAAAUUACAAGCAAAUAAGGUGUUCCAGGGAAUCAAGGCUCUAUAA